CAUCGGCGAACAUGACUUGUCAAGAGACGCAAAUUUCAUGUAAUUUUCCCGAGAUCUGAACAUGGCAAAUCGUCCCAAAAGAGGAGAUACAGAAGAUGAUCUCCUUGACUUUCAAGAGCAGUUUCUUGCGAGCAGRAAUAUCCCAUCGGCGGCAGUUGUGCGCGUAAAUAAAGAUCCUCGAGACAAACAAGAACAACACUUGCCUGUCCAGAGAGAUGUUGUCGAUCUUCAAGGACUUCCUCAAAGUCUUGCUAAUCCAAUUGGCGACUUCGGUCCUCCAAAAAAGAAGUCUAAAUUCAAAGAAAAAAGACUCUUAAAGACGAAAGUAAAGGUGGGGUCAGAUUUUACAGAUGACAGAGAUGAAGACAUGGCUGACCUCCUAGACAGGCAUGAUACACAUGUCUCCACUGUUUUAACUGAAAUCAGGGAAAGAGACAUUCAACAAAGUCAAGUGGUAAUACCAAACAAGGUUUUGAGCAAAGGAUUUCCCGAGGCCUUACAUAGAGGACAGAUCACUGAGAAUCAACAAGAAUCUAGCACUAGUAAUCAUGGURAAAGAAGUCUUUUUGCUCAGCACUUCAAAGCAGCUAACCCCAGUAUAUUUGGAUUACCUCAAAUGAAUCAACAAAAUGACUCCCCCUCAGAAAAACAAAUUCCUACAAAUGGAGUUGCUAUGAUGCAGAAAUCUCAGGGGGGCUCCUUUAGCACUUCAAGACUUGUCUCAGGAAAAGGGUUAAUUUCAUCAUCAGCUGGAAAUCAACAGUCAGUUGCAUCAAGAGAAGUUGAAAGUAUUCACAAGGAAAAUGUGGAAAGAUUAUCUGCAUUAUCUAAAGAGGAAAUACUGCAGGAGCAGGAACGAUUAAUGAAGAGUUUAGAUCCCAACCUACUGUCCUUUCUGAGAUUACGUCACCAACAGAAGACUUCAGAAGCUAUGAAAGCUUCCCAACAAGAAGCAAAAAUGGAAAUAGAAGAGCACAGUACUUCAACUCAUCUAACAGGCUUAGAAAAUAGAAUAGAAACUGAUUCAUCCGUACGAGAUGUCUCACCUCAAAAAUGUGAGACAAUGGAUGCUGAAACAGAGGACAAACAUGUUCAUUUUGAUAAUAAUGUUGAUGUCACAAAGCAACAUGACAUGCUGAAAGACAAAGUUGUGGAAGUUGAUAAACUGACCAAAAUGGCUACAGAACAGAAGUGGGUUCACAUGGACACUGUUGAAGAAGAGAAACUUGAAUGGAUGAAGGAUUGUCCUGCACCAAGUGCAGUUAAAAAGGAGAGUGAUCAUCAGGCUCGUUUUGCUUUUGAUGGAAGCUUAAUCACCAGAAAUGCUGAUAUUCCAGUUAAUGUUGGUUUACAUCACCAUGGUGAUGAACCUCAUGCUGCAGGGUACACACUUGAGGAGCUGUUUGUAUUGUCAAGAAGUAGUUUCUUACAACAAAGAGUUGUUGCUUUGCAGACACUAGCAAGGAUAAUAGUACAGGAUACUCAAGGCACAUUUACUGACUUGCUUCAGUGCUCUGUACUGUCAACCCUCCUGGAUGCUGGCAUCAUUUUUCUGUUGCGCUGGGCCAUGGAUGAUACUGCUGAUGCAGUUAUUGCUGUAGCUAUUCAGUGUUUAGCAGCAGUACUAGUAGUGCCAAAUGAUCAAGACUGCUGUGACAGAGUGUGUGAAUGGCAUCGAGGACAAGAAUUGCCUUCUUUAAGACCUGAAGUGGAAGAGAAAAAUGAAAAUGAGAGUGAAGAUGAAGAUAGAAGAAGCGAAACAGAUGCAGAAGURGUAAAGAAAGAUGUCAUCAAGGGCCUUCUGCAAAUGCGAAUUCUACCUCGUUUGCGAUACAUACUAGAGGUUUGCCGACCAAGUCCUACUACUGUAAGGGGAGUCUUCUCAAUCCUCACCAGAAUUGCCAAACACUCCACUGGAGCUUCCCAUGAAAUUGUUAAAUGCCCAAGAUUGCUGGAAAGUGUCUUCUCAAAGUUUUUACCAACGUCUUGGAGAAAAGUUCAUKUGCCUCUCAAUGAUGUCACAGACAUGUAUGGACUACCAUCGCAUGAAGCAUUAACUUUGCUGAGAGCAAUAUGCUCAAGUGGACGGCAUUUGAGUUCUUUACUGAUUUCCAAACACAACCUCAUCAAUUAUAUUCUUUGCUACACUUCUUUUCAUCCACAAGAUAUCCAGCUCUCAUUUGAAGAUGGGAUGAAGCUUUGUAUAGAAAGUAUCAGGACUUGGACAAUAUGCAUCAGCUAUGGACUUGCUUGUGACCAGUUUAGAGAAAUAUUCCCUACCUUCCUUCAACACAUUCAAAAGCUUCAAGAUAUUUCAGUCAUSAAACAUAGUACAUCAGUAACAGGUUUGGAAAGUGAGUGUAGGAGAGCUUGUUCUCUCCUAAACCUACUGGAGCAUGUUAUCCAUGUUGCUGGCACAAGUGCUGAGAUGCAUGCUAAAAUGCUGGCUUCAUCUCCAAAUGCUAAUAUAGAGGCAGAAGCYGAUUGUCUUCCRCCACYUCCAGUCAACUGGUCUCAUGUCAUGGGUUUUAUUCCACUUGUGGCAUUUGCUUUGAAUAAAUGGAAAAAUGAGAUUGUAUCUUUAGAGGAGAAACAUUUAGAUUCUCUUUUGGAUUGCCAUGUUCUUCGUUGUACAAGCAUGUGUAAUCUACUUGCUUCAUUUUACUCGAAGCUUCCUUCUCAACCAUCUUUCUCACCUGUGGAUUCCUUACAAGACAUUGAGGACCUUGUACCAACCAUUUUAUUACCAGUAAUCAAUUCAGCUUUUUUGGGAUUAAUGAUUCAAAGUUUGAGAAAUAUAUCAGCUUCUCCCAAAGCUGUACUGUUCACCCGAGGGACACCUAACUUACCUGACUAYGGCACUUUACCUGCUAACRCUGGAUAUGGGACAACUGAGCCCACACAACCAUUCUCACAUGGACCAGCAGUAGCAUUUAUUACAUCACUGACACGUCUUUCAUGCAGUGUCAUAAAUGUACAUAAAGGAAUUGCUGCCAAGUUUCUACCUCUGGUAACUGGAGAAGAAGUGAUAGAUUAUAUACAAAGCAUAUCCUCUACACAAGAAAUUCUCAGUCAGUCUUACUUUGGUCGUUUUGAGCUACACAUGCAGUAUUUUCUGAUAAAGCUCUUCUAUUUAGUGGUGCGUUCUGUUGACUGUAAAGACAUGUCRACGUCAUUGGCUGUGUACCAUUCCUCUGCUCUGGUUGUGUUCUCUCGUCUUCGUGCUGGGGACGAGCACUAUGCGCAUGACUUUAUGUCAACCAUUCUAUUCAAUCCUGAUUUUUAUCCAGAAGCAAAAGACCAAGAAACAACAAGUGUGGMAAGAGAUYUAUCAGUGUUAAACAUCACUGCAAAAGGUGUUCCCAGUCAGCCCUURCUGACCAAAGACAAUAGGUCCUAUACUCAGAAGGAGCUUCUGUGUGAGGCACAUAAAAGCCUACUCGGUAUAAGGUCCACGUAUAUGAGUUCUUUUGGWAAAGUCAGGCAUGCUCUGGCGGCAUCAAGAUCGCUCGCUCUUCACCAGCCUCACGAUAUCCAAUCCCUUCUACUCUCACCAUCACGUGGUCCUUUCCUGCCAGCUGAUUGGAUGUUUGUGCCAAUUGUCGACCUACACAAUCAAACCCUUAGUGCAGAGUCCAAAGGMGGCGUUGUUGAUGAAGUACCCCCCGCGAUGAUAUCUACAGUCACGUGCAMUUUGCAAAUGAUUUUGAUGUUAGAGGAAUGGCGGCCAGUGUCUUUGUCAAGUGUUUCUAUGGUUGCAAAGAUYACUCGUUUGAUGUGUAUUUUCCUUACAGGUAGCGACUUGUUUCUAGACCGUCUUGUACAUCACUAUGKCAGGAGCCUUCUACUCGUCUAUACUCGACCAUCAUAUCUCUCUCGAUUGGACUUCAGCGGCAACGUUUCGGGGUUGAGCUCAUUUUACGACUUAUACACUUCAUUACUGACCCACUACUCUGCAGUSUCAUUCGGAGACCCAUUGUUUGCCAGCUUUCUUGUCCUCCCWUUGGCUCAAAGACAUGACGUCAAGUUUCGACGUGCAUUAUGGGAUGAGUUUGUAGGGACAAUCAGGGCGGUUUCUUUUCCUGUUAAGCAGGUUCCCUUGCCCUUGGACCACUUCUUGUAUCCCAUUGAACAAGACGAUGUUUUGCUUUAUUUGUAUUUACGAGCUUUGGCCAAUCAAGAUGCACGACCCCGCUGGUGCCCAUUCUUCUAUCUGUUGGCGGUUCAUCACGUAAAUGCGUUCAUUUAUCAGCGUAUUGAUCCAAAGGAUACUUUACUUCUGAAACGAAAACUUUCACUUCUCAGCCAUGUUAUGCAAGUCAAACUACAGGACGUACGAACUGAUAUACUCUACUACUAUAAGCCGCUCCCAGACUCCUCCUCGGAUAAAUCGUUUGAAGUCUUUUCCAGUCUCCCUCCAGACCGUGAAAUAUUACUAAGAAACAGACAGGACAUCGAAGAGUGUAGAAAGCUUUACGAAAAAAUGGCCAARUAGAAAAUUAGUGGAAAUAUAUGUCAAAUUGAUAUUUAUUAUAAUAAAUUUAGAAUAUCAGUA
Molecule: messenger RNA, 4555 nt
Organism: Exaiptasia diaphana
Lineage: Eukaryota; Metazoa; Cnidaria; Anthozoa; Actiniaria; Aiptasiidae
Product: RNA polymerase II-associated protein 1
Exons: 28
Coding region: 62-4495 (1477 amino acids)
Biological process (GO): transcription by RNA polymerase II
Cellular component (GO): nucleus
Source: RefSeq, a predicted model, not a curated record